AAGGUGCUGGCGAGGGAGUGAGGAGAGUAUUCAGGAUGAAUUACGUGGGGCAGAUAGCAGGCUCCGUGCUGGGCCGAGUAUGGGAUAUGUAUAAUGCAGUGAAUCCAGCAACGCUGACUGGAUCCAUUGAUGUAGUGGUUGUGAGACAGCCAGACGGCUCCUUCCUAUCAUCUCCGUUCCAUGUACGCUUUGGAAAACUUGGAGUUCUGCGUUCUGCUGAGAGAGUGGUUGAUAUUGAGGUGAAUGGAGAACCUGUGGAUCUACAGAUGACACUUGGGGAAAACGGAGAAGCUUUCUUCAUUCAGGAGUUGGAGGAGAGUAAGGACUCUCAGGAACUCAGUCACUACAGCGCAGACCCUCUUUAUCCUCAGAGCCAUCCUCCUAUGUGUGAAAAUAAAGACCCGGCUCUUCCUCCUUCUCCCCAUCUUGUCCAUUCAGUGACUUCUGCAGAGAGCCCAACCCGAAGGCAGCGUUGGCUUAAGCGGGUAGCCAGGAAGAAAGAAGGUGAUGCAGCUGAAGAAAAAGACAGCAUGCCGUCAGCCUGUGACUCCGUGUAUUUUUCAUUUUCUGAAAUCCCAGAUGAACGCUCUCCAUCCAAAUCUAGGAAUUCCUUUAACUUGUCUGAUGAGGAGCAAGAGUUGUGCCCUACAAGCCGUUCUCCUUCACCCAAAAGUGACUCUGAGCUGGAAGUGAGAGUCCCCAACUCGCCUUUAGCAAAACAUUCCAUGGAGUGGGACUGGGGAAUGCUCCCUCAGGUCUCACGGACAGAUUUAGCCGUGCCCCAAAUGUCACAGAGUGCCCCACCAAGCCCCACAAACAGAGACCCUCCGCAGCUAUCCCCAAAUAUAACAUAUUUAGAUGAUUGUCUGGCUACAGUGCAAAAGGAAAUAGAUCCAUUAAGUGGUGCUGCUGCACAGCUCCAGGAUAAGAGUGUUUCAGAAACCGUGAUCAAAGCCUCUUCUCUGACACCCGAUGACAUGUUGUCUCCUGACUCCCAGGAAGUCUCUCUUUACUUCCCAAACAGUGAACCACAUCCUCCUCCUCCUCCACAGCAAUCUGAGGAGACAACAGAGCAGAUGUCUAACGAAGAUGCAGGAUCUUGGGAUAAGAUCCGUGAAGAUAACAUUGCCCUUUCAUUGUGUGGGGGACUUGCAGACACCUGGGACAUUCCUGAGGACAAAUUUAUGGAGCACCAGGUUUCAUACUCUCAAUUUUGCCAAAAUCCAUCCCUGAUAGAGGAUCCUCGGCUUGUGCUACGGAUACACAGCAGGUUCUAUAACUGGGCAACUGCUGCCCCAAUAAUCCUUUGCAUGCAAGUUUUCAACCAAGAUCUGCCUCCGGCAGUGAUUGAACAGCUUAACCAACGAAAGAUGCCCCCCAGGUCUCGUGGCUGGUGGUUUUCAUGGCGGAGAAGGGACCAUGAAUUCCAGUCAGUGAGAAAUCAAGCAAUGAAUUCUGGGGUUACAUCAAGAUCAGGAAAAGAGCCAUUGUCCAAUACUCAGGAGUUUGAGGAGCAGCAGAAGAAAUGUGAAACCAGUGGGUUAGAGAACCAACGUAAAAUUGAAUCUGAGCCUGCUGUGGUCCCUGCAAAGCAACAGUCGUAUCAGAGGUCCUUGCGUCUGACUUCUGAGCAGAUAAAGAGUCUGAACCUGGAGGAGGGAGCUAACGAGGUUGUAUUUAGUGUGUGCACUAAAUUUCAGGGUACAACACGAUGUAGAGCUCACAUCUUCUUGUGGAACAGUGAAGAUCGCAUCAUUGUGAGUGACAUUGAUGGCACUGUUACCAGAUCAGAUGCACUUGGGCACAUUUUGCCACAACUUGGGAAGGACUGGACUCAGCCAGGAAUUGUCCAACUCUAUCGUGCAAUUCACAUGAAUGGCUAUAGAUUCAUAUAUUGCUCUGCACGUUCAGUGGGUCUGGCGGAGCUCACAAAGGGGUAUCUACAGGGGGUGCGUGCAGAAGGCUACACUCUCCCACUUGGACCGCUCCUUUUGUCCCCUAGUAGCCUCUUCACUGCCCUACACAGAGAGGUUAUAGAAAAAGCCCCAGAGCGCUUCAAGAUUUCCUGCCUCUCUGACAUCCGGCAACUCUUUACAGACCCUCAGCCUUUUUAUGCUGCCUUUGGAAAUCGAACAAAUGAUGUUAUGGCUUACAAGCAAGUGGGGGUGCCCGAAUCUCGAAUCUUCACUGUGAACCCACAAGGGGUACUGACUCAAGAGCUAAAUCCUAGCUUUAAAUCCUCGUACUCUGCUCUCAAAGAAUUAGUGAACGUCAUGUUCCCUCCUUUGGCCACUGAUUCAGUCACCUCACUGCUAUCUUCAGAUUUCAACAGCUUUUCAUUCUGGAGAACACCUGUGCUUGAAAUCAACGAAGAACAUCUUGGCAGAGGUCUUCUAGAAACUGGACCUCUACUAUUCUUGAAAUAGACUUGAAACCACCCCCUGACAAGAGGUGCUAAGGACACACAUCUCUUAACUUCUCUUUAUAGAGAGAUUGCUGGACGUUUAGUUUUUCAUCAUAGCAAUAAAAAAAACUUUGUCAUGCA
This is a messenger RNA of Bombina bombina (fire-bellied toad), 2545 nucleotides long. RefSeq names its product phosphatidate phosphatase LPIN3-like. The record is from RefSeq and is a predicted model, not a curated record. Gene Ontology annotation, molecular function: phosphatidate phosphatase activity; transcription coactivator activity. Gene Ontology annotation, cellular component: nucleus. NCBI's taxonomy places the organism in Eukaryota, Metazoa, Chordata, Amphibia, Anura, Bombinatoridae. Gene Ontology annotation, biological process: triglyceride biosynthetic process; cellular response to insulin stimulus; positive regulation of transcription by RNA polymerase II.